GUUUUCCAAGAAGCCCCGGGGUGGGAAGCCCCACCCUGCUCCCCCAGUGCCGGAUUCCUUGCCUUUCCCGGCACAGACGGACGCAGCUCCCGCCGGGUUCUCCCCGUCCCCGAGGGCUGCCGAGGGGCUCAGGAGAGAGGCAGGAGCUGCUGGAGAGGAGGGAGAGGAGGCAAGCAGGUCAUGCCAUUCAGAGGAACCCUUCCUGCGUCCCCAAGCCCUGGGAUCCCUCUUCCCCUGUGAGGGUUUGGAGCUGGAAUCCCCCGCGCCUGACAUGGGGCAGGAUGUGGAGCUGCUGGCUCCUUCCCCCGCCGGAGAGCUCCUUGAUGAGCCCCAUCAGGACCUUCCUGUGCCAGAGGGAGCACCUGCCUCGGAGGAUGGCACAGGGGACCUCGACCACGGCCCUGGCCCCAGCUCUGAUGCUGGCCUGCUUCCCACCUCUGCUUUGAGCUCCUGCCCUGACAUUCAGAUCGAGCCAGUGGCUGAGAAGGAGGAGGAAAGCCCAGCUGUCCCCAGGAGGUUCUCCUCACAAAGACCCUCCAGCCUUGGGAGAGAUCUGGGGGCAGGAGAGGGCCCAGCACCGUUUCCCCCAGAGCCUGGGCAGAGCCUGCCCCUGCUGUCAUCCUCCCCAACAGCUUCCAUGAGCACCUUCAGCUUCGAGCCCCUGAGCAGCCCCGAGGGCCCGGUGGUCAUCCAGAACCUGCGGAUCACCGGGACCAUCACUGCCCGCGAGCACAGCGGGACCGGCUUCCACCCCUACACCCUGUACACCGUCAAGUAUGAGACAGCCCUGGAGGGCGAGGCGGCGGGCAGCCUGCAGCAGGUGGCUUAUCACACCGUGAACCGCCGCUACCGCGAGUUCCUCAACCUGCAGACACGGCUGGAGGAGAAGCCGGAGCUCCGCAAGUUCCUGAAAAACAUCAAAGGACCAAAGAAACUGUUCCCUGAUCUGCCAUUUGGAAACAUGGACAGCGAUAAAGUGGAAGCCAGGAAAAGUCUGCUGGAAUCUUUCCUGAAGCAAUUGUGUGCAGUCCCUGAGAUUGCAAACAGUGAGGAGGUGCAGGAAUUCCUGGCCCUCAACACCGACGCCAGGAUCGCCUUUGUCAAGAAGCCCUUCGUUGUCUCCAGGAUAGACAAGAUUGUUGUCAAUGCCAUCGUGGACACCUUGAAGACAGCAUUCCCCAGGUCAGAGCCCCAGAGCCCCACGGAGGAUCUGAGUGAGUCAGAAGUGGAUGGGAAAUCCCAAACAGACGGGAAGAAAAGCAAGUCCAGGCUGAGGUUCUCCUCCAGUAAAAUCACUCCAGUGCUGAGUGUGAGUGAAGCUCAUGACAGGAUCGUGUACUCCAUCAGGGAGGGCAAUGCUGUCUCUGGCACCCUGUCCCUGGCUGCUAUGGAAUCCUUCAUCCAGAAGCAGGAGAAGCUGCUGGAAGCAGUCCCCAGCAAGGCUCCUGAAGGCCAGGGAGGCAGAGAAGCCAAGGAGAUCUCUGUGCAGGAAGAAAUGGAUGGGCUGAGCACAGCAGAGCAGGGAGGACAUCCAGACACUGACUCUGACUCCGAGACAGCUUUGGCUGACCUGGCCCUGGACGUGCUUCGUCUGGUGCUGGUGGAUCACUGGGGCUGGCUGUGCACAGAGAACAUCCAGAAGGUUUUCAAUGUGCUCUUUGGGACCCUUGUUCAAAGGUGGCUGGAGGUGCAGAUGGUCACCCUGACCUGCACCCAGCGCUGGGUCCAGUACCUCCAGUUGCUGCAGGAAUCCAUCUGGCCUGGAGGAGUUCUACCAGCAGUGCCUAAACCCCCCAGGACAGAGGAGCAGAAGAAGGCAACAGCAGAGCAGGCCCUGCAGAGCCUGAUGGGGAUCUUGCCCAAUGUGAUCCAAGAAAUCCUUGGGACUAGUAAGUGUCAGAUGAGCUGGAACCUGGUGCUGGAGUCACUCAGCCAGCCUGUGAUCAACAGGCACCUGGUGUUCUGCCUCCUGGACAUUCUGCUGGAGUUCUUGGUUCUGAAGGGCUCCAGCCAGGAGCCUGAGGCUGCAGCUGCCACACCAUGUGCCUGCAGUGGCACAGACAAAGGUGUCCCAGCACUUUAACCAGGCCUGGUGGCCCAGCAGUGGAGGAGAGAAGCAACCACAGGCAUGGAGUGUUGGAUUUUCAUCCUUUACUGAACGUGCCUGGGAGCUUCCUGUAGGGAAUUUCUCCAGCCAGUGCUAAAUGAAGCUGCUUCCAGUCUUCUCUGUGUCAGCUGGGUGGUGGAUCAAACCCAGAGGUGCUGUGCAGCAUCUGUUCCAUUGCUGACCUGAUGGGGAGCCUGGAAUGAACCAGCCUGACCAGCUGGAGAAGGAACCACAGACCCUUCUGAACAUCUUUAACAUCUACAGAUCUGCUUUUGUGGCUCCAGGGUCCACCUGGCACUGAGAGUUGGUGUGCUGGCAUCUGCUGCUGAAUGUUUCUGCAGGACAGGGGAGGGUGCAGGGCUGUCCCUGCUGUCUGAGCAGCCUGCCCUGCACCAGCUGUGUCCCCAGAAGGAAGAUGGGGAGAGGAUGGAAUGUGGAGAAGUCCUGGAGUGUGGAGAUGUCCUGAAGUUCAGCAUCCAACUGCCCAAACACAUGGGAGGGGAGAGCAGGGCCAGAGGUGCUGCCCUGCCUUAGGGACAGAGAUCAGCUGCUUCUCCCUGCUCUGGUUCUCAGUAGGUGCAGGCAGGUGUGAUCCUGGCAAAGAGACUCCCCCAGGCUAGGGAGGAGUGCUGGCUUUGCUGGACUUCAGGACUCGUUUCUGUUGUGCUUUCUGAGUCACCUUUUAGUCCCUGGGACAGUCACCUGGAAGGCACAGGCCAAAGGAGCUGAGCCAUGUGGGACACAGUAAAUCAGCUCCCACACAAAGCUGGCUGUCACAGGAAGCUCUGGGAGAGGAAUGAGGACCUUGGGCCCAGGGGAAUCCUGGAUGUGUGUCAGGGACAGGCAGUGGGUUAGAGCUGGGAGCACUGCCUGAGCUCUGCUGUCCAUGCCUGGGUCACUGGGCUCUGCUCUGCUGUCCCUGCUGCUGCCACAGGGCUCUGGAAAGCUGCUCAGGUCAUGGAGAAGGGAUUUGGAGCUGCUUCUCCAGCUUGUCCAAGACUUGAGUGGCUUUGUGAGCACUUAAUGUUCUCAGCAGUCAGGUUCUGGGAGUACUGAGGGACUCAGAGUGUGCAGCCACAGCCCAGCUUGGUGACCAGUUUGCUGACCAGUUUGCUGACCAGCUGUGCUGUAUUUUCUGGGAGAAGCACAGACUGAGCAGUGCUGCUCUGGGCUGGUGAAGGUUCUCUGCAGAUCUAAGGAGGUUCCACACAGGAGCCAUGCAAGAUCCCAGGUGUGUCUCUGCUGCAGGACCAGGUGGUUUCAUCCUACAGAACAUGGAAUUCCAGGCUGGAAGAGACUGCUGCAGUUUUUUGGAGCUGGAUGCUCCAUGGCAUGUUUGGAGAGAAGGCAGUGUAACUCCAGCAUGUCUGUCCUGCUCUUCCAAAGGAGCUGUUUAAUUAUGGAUACACAACAGUGUGAGCUGCUCUGGGCUUCUGUUGUGUGAAAAUACAGGGAGGAAUCAUUUUGCUGCAAGCAAACAGAUUUUUAGGGAGCUCUGAGGACAUCCCAAGACCAGGCAGAAUCCAGUGUCAUGAAGCAAAAUCAGUUCUGCAUCACCACUGGAGCCAGUUCUCUUCAGAGAUGGUAGCUUGGCCACCUGCUUGGAGAAGAAGGGAGGUGUGAGUUAAGUGGUUUAAGAGAAGAUGAGGUGGAGAAUGCUUUGGGAUAAUCCCAAAUGGCCAAAAAGGAGUUUGAGAAACAGGACUCAGAUAAAUCCUUAAAUAUCUGCUUGUAUUUCACUGCCAGGCUCUGUUUCCCUCCUUUUCCUCCUGCUUCCAUUUCCACCCCAGGUGUCAGGAGGGGCACAGGGCACCCCGAGCCAGGGCUGAUGCAGCAGAGCCCUGGUGGCUUCCCAGAUGUUCCUGCUGUUCCUGUUUGCUGUUGCUUCCCAAUGAAUUUUGUGGCUUUGGAGCUCCAGGACUGAGGUCUGUCAUUAAUUAGGGAGAGUAUUGAGAGGCUUUGCUGAAGAGGAUGAUGGAGUACAAAUUAUCCACUGCCAGCUCCAGGUUAGGGCAAAAGUCUGAAACAGUCCCUGCACACACUGGAUGUGGCACUGGGAGGAUGAGCUGACACUUGUCCUUUGCCAGGAAGCCCAAAUUCUCCCAGCUUUUAACCCCCAUCUCUGAAAUGAUGCAAAUGACUGAAUAUUCAGUCCUCCAGAUGGAAAUAAUCUGUGAUUUCUGCCAGCUUGGGAGCUUUGGAUGCUUUGCUGGGCUGGUGCAGCAAUGAUUUGCGGUUGUCCCAGCAGCCCCAAAUCAUUCCACUCCCUCUGUGUUAAGAUUCAAAGAGCUGGGACAGAGAGACGGAAAGGGGAUUUAUUUAUGUGCACUCACAAGGCAGAGUGAGGAACAGACCUAAGGAGUUUGAACUGCAAAAUGUUGUUUUACCCUGCAGAACUCCCUUUUUUGUCUCAGAUAUGAGGGGUUGGAUCCCUUUCUCCUGGCUGGGCUUCAAAUUCCCAUUUGUGCAGCCCUGCAGCUGAGUUGAAGUGCCCAGGAGCAAAGAGCCCCUCUCUGCAUCAUGUUGUCAAGGACUAAAACCAAUCCAAUAAAAAGCUCAGCUUUUUUAUCUACUGAGAGUUCUUUGCCUCACUGUGAUUUUGGGAUUAAAUUGAGCACAAUGGUGGCAGAUACAAACUGCUGCAUUCAGGUGGGCUGAAAGUUUAUUUCCCUUGGACUAAGACUAGAAAAACUGCUCUGGUAAAACAAACAAGCUUAAGCUUGCUCAGUGUGUCAUAUUCCCAGCAAGCUCCUUUUUUUCUGCAGGAAUUUGUAGAAGGAAUUUGCAGAAGGAAUUCGUGGAAGGCUCCAGCACCUCUGUAAAGGGUGGGUGGUGAGAGCAGCCAGAUUUGACCUCAAGAAGGAGUUGCAGCUUUGUGCCACGUUAGGUCAAGAGCAGCACCUGCCUCAGGUGGGUGCUCAGCUCUCCUUCUCCAGGUCCUUCAGCCCUGUGUGAUCUCCCUCCAGCCCAGCACUUGCUGAUUUGUGAAGUGUUCCCCUUCCCACUGCCUUAGUUUCCCACAGCUGACUGGAAUCUUCCUGGAAGCAGGGAUGUGAAUGACUGAGUGCAGUGGUGGAGAGCUCCAAGGCACCGCUCUUAAGCUAAAUAAUCAUUAAAUUGUAUUUUUAGGAGGAAAAAAGCCCCACCAUGCACUGACUCCCUGUCCCAUUUCCUGUACUCAACCCUUUGUAUCAGCUGUUUGUGGUGCUGUUGGAGUCUCUGUGGAAUUCUGCCGGCUGGAAAAACCCAUUUAAUUGUUAAAUGGGGAGCAAACCUCCACUCCCAUGUACUUGUGUGCAAUAAGACUUUAUUUCAAACUUA
Molecule: messenger RNA, 5428 nt
Organism: Zonotrichia albicollis (white-throated sparrow)
Lineage: Eukaryota; Metazoa; Chordata; Aves; Passeriformes; Passerellidae
Source: RefSeq, a predicted model, not a curated record